Messenger RNA from Fulvia fulva, 174 nucleotides. RefSeq names its product Plasma membrane proteolipid 3. The transcript has 3 exons. Gene Ontology annotation, cellular component: membrane. The coding region runs from base 1 to 174 and encodes 57 amino acids. The record is from RefSeq and is a predicted model, not a curated record. Lineage: Eukaryota; Fungi; Ascomycota; Dothideomycetes; Mycosphaerellales; Mycosphaerellaceae.
AUGCCUUUCACCGGAAGCGACAUCAUUAAGAUCAUCCUGGCCAUCCUCCUCCCGCCUCUCGGAGUGUUCCUCGAGCGUGGCUGCGGUGCAGACCUUCUGAUCAACAUCCUUCUCACCAUCUUGGGUUACAUUCCCGGCAUCAUCCACGCCCUGUACAUCAUCCUCAAGUACUAG